Messenger RNA from Oppia nitens, 756 nucleotides. RefSeq lists its product as uncharacterized. The record is from RefSeq and is a predicted model, not a curated record. The coding region runs from base 1 to 756 and encodes 251 amino acids. The transcript has 2 exons. Lineage: Eukaryota; Metazoa; Arthropoda; Arachnida; Sarcoptiformes; Oppiidae.
AUGUCUAAACCAUAUCUAUUUCUACUUUUGAUGACAACAUUGUAUUUAAUUAAUGGACAAAAUGAUACCUCAAAUAACAGUUUAAUAACAUCCACUGAUAAUUCAAAUGAUGAUAAAACCAAUACUACUGUAACUACUGGAUCCAUGACUGAGACAACAGUAGUUAACACACAAUCAGAUACAAUGACAAAAAGCACUGUUUUUACUAAAUCAAUGAAAACCACUGUUAAACUAACGACUGGUGUUAACGACGAUGACAACAAACUAUGGACUGUCCUAAUGGUUAUACUGGUCUUAGCUCUGAUAGUGUCGACAGGCAUAUGCUUUCUCUAUUGUUAUAUCACUAAACAAAAUAUUAAAAACGAUAGAGAAGAAAAGGAAGAAAGUGAACGUCGUUUGCGGCAAAAGAACAGAGAAGAGUCACUUCUUUUGAGGACAAGUCCUAAAAUUCUAUCGCAAACACCAAUUGGCGAUCAAAACAAAAAUAAUAAUAAAAUUCAAUCUCCGGUUAACAAUAAAGACGUAAUCAAUAGUCAGAAGUCACCCAUAAUAGCAGUCAAUGCAUCGGUAGAUCAGAAAAACACUAAUAAGAUCGGAGCUGAAGAAGUGAAACAUGAAAUGACUGACUUUAAUGAAUUACAGGAACAGUUAACGACAAGAAGUGAAACAAAUAGUGAUAUACAAGACUCGGAUAAAUCUAAAGACCAAAACAAUGUCGACAAACCAGAGAAGACAAGUCAUGAUAAUGCAAACUAA